Anguilla anguilla (European eel) is the source of this 5324-nucleotide messenger RNA. Its product is annotated as exopolyphosphatase PRUNE1-like. Bases 487 to 1953 code for a protein of 488 amino acids. NCBI's taxonomy places the organism in Eukaryota, Metazoa, Chordata, Actinopteri, Anguilliformes, Anguillidae. The transcript is spliced from 8 exons. The record is from RefSeq and is a predicted model, not a curated record. Gene Ontology annotation, cellular component: cytoplasm. Gene Ontology annotation, molecular function: exopolyphosphatase activity.
AAUACACAUAUUGUGACUAUUUGUUCUUGUGAGAAAAAAUUACUGACUUUGUUUUUUGAACGCAAAACACCUAUAGCCUACUGGAGCCAACCGCUAUGGCGCUAGUGAACAACCAGGAACAACAAGACCAGGAAAUGAGCUUCAAAAACGAAGUCUGGUUUUGGCCGCUUGGGUCAGUUCACUGGGACCACUGCUUUUGACCAUCCGUGCCAGAUCAAGAUCGAGGCGAGUCCGCCGUCCGCAAAUAUGACGUUCCGGAAGGCUGUUGCUGAAGGCUAGUUUUCUACAGUCUAUGGUUGCUGUCUGUCCUUACGAUGACCGGAUUGUGACAACGCAUUGAGGGACUGCGAUGCUAUUCGAGCGGAGUAUUAGCACCUGCGGUAGUACAGAACUGCUAAUUGUUUACUAUUGACUGUCGAAUUUGCAAAGAGAAUAGCAACCAUUCGACUUUUAGGAAUAUUGCGGGCUUGUUGUGCUUCACUGAAAAUGGAGGGUUUUCUACGGAGCAGUAGCGCUGCCCUUAAGCGCGGCUCAGAGGAGCACUCUGGGUUCCACGUCGUCCUGGGAAAUGAGGCCUGCGAUGUGGACUCCAUGGUCUCCGCCCUCUCGUUUGCAUACUUCCUGUUUAAGACGUCAGGCUCCUCUGGGAGGACGCCGGUUCCGGUCCUAAACAUCCCACGGGCCAACUUCCCGCUGCGGACGGACUCCGUCUUCCUGCUCCGGGAGAGUGGGUUGUCCCAGGAGAACCUGGUGUUCCGGGACGAGGUUGACCUGCCAGGGCUGCACCGCGUGGGCCGGCUGGCGCUCACCCUGGUAGACCACAAUGUGCUGCCCAGUACUGACAGUGACCUAGAGGGGGCAGUGGUGGAAGUAAUCGACCACCACCGGCUGGAGAGAGCGCCGUCCCCCUCUUGCCCCGUAACCGUGGAGACCGUGGGCUCCUGCGCCACCUUGGUCGCUGAGCGCAUCGUCCAGAAGGCUCCGGAAGUUCUGGACCGACAGGUGGCGCAGCUUUUAUACGGCUCCAUCAUCCUGGACUGUGUGAACAUGGCGCCCGAGGCGGGGAAGGUCACGCCCAAGGACAGGCAGUACGCCCACGCGCUGGAGUCCCGCUACCCCGACCUCCCGCCCCGGACCCCCCUCUUCCAGUCCCUGCAGAACGCCAAGUUUGACGUCUCGGGCCUCACAACAGAGCAGAUGCUGCUGAAGGACAUGAAGGCAGUGUCUGGAGGAGAUCUGAGGGUGGCCAUCAGCGUGGUGUACAUGAACCUGGAUGCUUUUCUCCAGAGACGCUUUCUACAGCAGGAGCUCUGUGAAUUCUGCCACAAGCACUGCUUUGACCUGCUGGUCGCCAUGACAAUCUCCUUCAACGAGAACAGCGAGCCUUUCCGCCAGGUGGCUGUCUACAGCUCCAGCACCCUCUACAGGGAGGAGGUCAGUCGAGCGUUGGAGCGUGCCCAGAACCCCUGUCUGAGCCUGUUGCCCAUGAGCAGCCCAUACGCAGACGUCAAAGCCUACCUGCAGGGGAACACACUGGCCUCGCGCAAGAAGCUCCUCCCCAUCAUCAUGGACUUCCUGUGCGACUGGGAGCAGCGGUCAACUCGGCGCGCAGGGAGCGGGGACAGCGAGGUCCUGGAGGAGGAAGAGGAGGUGGAGGAAGAGGAGCCGGACGAUGGCCAUGACUCCUCGCGCUCAUCCGGCGUGGACGAGGACGCCCGGACGCCGCCACGGUACUCCGCGUCGCGGCGGCGGGGGGCGGGCGGAGUCGCAGAGGAAGAGGAGGAGGAAUGCGGCCUGGUCCCGCCCACGCCCAUGAACAGCCUGGUGGAGGGCUGCCCCCUGGACAACGGCAUGGCCCCCAUCAGCCACCAGGCCCUGCUGGAGAAGUUCCGCAAGAUGGCCGCAGCCUCCGAGGAGGUGGCUGGGGAGGAAGGGACGUCUGAAGCGCUCUGAUCCCCGCCAGCCAAGCCCUACAGGCACGCUCCUUUUUUUUCAGCGGAUGCUGUGAAGCACGUCAUCUGUGUCAGGGUUUCCUGGGUUAGACCCCCGGGAGCCGAGCUGCCUGGUAAGGACACAACCUUGAGGAAACUGCUGAGCCGUAAUGGCGUCAGGAACAACUUUCUCGUUUUACAAGGACAGCCGGAGGGAAUGUGGCCAUUUUGGCUCCUUCGUGAACAUUGAACACCCAUGUAACUGAUUAACAGUGCAGUGAUUUCUCAUAUUUUUUGUUUCCUUAAAUUAAUUUUUCUCCAGCCCGGAGUCGAAUGGGCCCUUUAAGAUGCCUGGGCUCGCAUUUGUCUUUUUAGGGAGAGGUGGGAAUAAGACAAAGGGGAAGGGGAAUGUGAUGCUGUUCUGCCCUGUGUGAGCCUGCUGUACGCCUGCCCUGAGUGAAAACUGAGUUCAUGGCAAUCAACAACUGGGAUUGGUAGGGUCAGUUUUGAUUGGCCAAACCCAUAGGCCACUCCCCUAAAGCACAAAAAAAAACGUUGUUGGUCACUCUGGAAACUGAUCUAAUUUUCAGGUACGAUGAGACUGGAAUCUGGCAGCUUUUGCGCAUUGGUGACACGGCAACUUGUACUGACACACAGUACAGACCUUGUGCGCAACGAAAUGCAAAUCACCUCAUAGUGAAUAAUGUCAUUGUUAUUUUGUAGUGUUUUGGCUGACAACCUUGCCCAGGGAGACGUUUGCUUUGUUAUAAACUGGCAUAGCAUGGGUUUUAUUAAUACAUUGUGAAAAUAUUUCUGAAAAAUAUAAUUUAUAUAAUUCGUACUGAAUGUCCCUUCUACUCUGAUGUCAACAUACUAGAAUACAUGGUUCUUCAGAUUAAGACCAGAGACUCAUGUCCCCUACAGGGGACAACAAUGUGUUUCCUGGUCUAAGUGGGUUAUUACAGUACAGGACGUCCGUUGGUACUGCGUUGUUUUUCAGAAUUAAGGAUGUAGUUUCAUUGACGGAGGCAAAAACCAGUCAAGGUUGAUCCUUUCACUGUAACCAACAGAGUUCUAGAACUCUUAUGUCAAAGGGUUAAUUUUAAAAAAUUCUGCCCCAGCAGUAGAACGUUCAGUUAAGAACAUUCUAAAUGCAUAUUUGUGAUCUGACUGCCUUUAAAGGGUUAAUAACACUGAGCUCAGCAUCUGACGAGGCUACAGGAUCUGUGCUGGUAACUGCACACCUUUAACCCCCAACGGCAGCUGGUCAACACUGCGACGUACCUGUUUCCAGGGAUACCAGCACUGCCCUCCGUCCUGUGAUGGAAGUGAUGCGGCCAAAAUUUAUUAUGUUUGCUGUGGAAGCAGUUAUUAAAUAUGUUCUUUUCAUUGUUGUAAUCACACCGUUUCAUGUUUUUACUUUGUGAUUGUUAAAGCUGUUGUGUCUGUCAUGCUGUUGCAUGUUCACAUAUCAUAUUUGCAAAGCCUGGCAAAAGUAGCUUUCAUGGGAAUAAUUAUGUUUUUUUUGUUUUUUUUUUGCAUAUCUCAGGUUGGGUGGUCAGCAUCACUACUGUUUAUUUCAAAUUAAAUAUUUCAGCAUGCUGCCCAUUUUAUUACAUCGUAGUCCAAUCUCUAAAUAAGGUCAUGUAAUUAGAUAUGAACUUAUACAAAUACCAUUGUCUUCUUGUUAUACCCAAAUUGCAAACAGUCAAACAACUGCAGUUGAGUUGUAACAUGAUUUAGUACCUGGAUAGUUUUAUGAAAUUAACACUCAAAUUAAAAAAAUUAUAAGAAGAAUAAGAAUAGCCACCUGAUAGGGUGUGGAAGACAAUGACCGUUGUUUUUUUUAGCCUGCAUGAAAGGUUGUUGUUUAAAUUUCAUAUUGAGUUAAAAAGAGACUUCUUAUGGUGUGAGUUUUAAUUUUACUGCUGUAAAAUGGAAUUAAUUUCCUUCACCCUUGGACUCAACCUGUGAACUCAACUGAAUAUAAUGACCCUGUUAUUUCCCUGAUAUUUCGUGAGUAGAUUAUAAAUGAGCAGUUAUAUCUCUCCUUGAGGGGGGAAAAAAAACAGUUUUGGGGUGCAGUUUAAUCUUUACUCAAAGCAGAAACUCCUCAGACAUCAGUGCAUUUAAGACAGAUGUUUUCACCUCAUACAUUUCAGUUUUAUCACUGUUUUGGAAUGAGAAAUGUUUAUGUUCGCUGAGGAGCACACCACCUGUAUGCCUGUUUUUCAAGGAUCUCCAUGUUCAGCUGAGGUUGUAUUAGAACACCUUGUGUAAAUAGCAGAUCUGUUUAAUAAUUUUGAAUAUUAGUAAAUAUGCACUUGAGGCUUAGAUGAAAAUACAAUAUUGUAAUAUGGUUUAUUUUUUUAUUUACAUUUUAUUUUAUUGAGGAUAAAUCUAGUUUAAUUACCUGGUACGGAUUUGCAGUGUACAGUUUAAUGUGCCUAAUUUGUAACUAAAGGACAUAUUAGCAUGUUAUGGUAAUUGUCCCAACUGUCCCCCCCAAAAAAAUGUGUGUUCUUUGAUCACUCUUCAGUGUCGAAUACUGCAGUUUACUUCAGUGCAACUUCAAAGACUUUUAACUAAUGUACGUGGGUGUAUCGUUUUGAUGUAUCGCUAACCAAAUAUUUAUGCGUGCCAAAAAUCAUCAUGCCAGUGUACACGUCUUCCAAAUACGAUUAUACUUGUCUGUCGCUUGCUAAUUCCUUCUGUCUGUCUUAAAUAGUUCCUUUGUCAGUCUGGCUCUAUUACUGUUUAUCGGCGUUACUUUUAUCUGUGCUCACGGGGACCGUUGCUGCGACGCGCUAUGCUAGUUCGGAGAUCGCGCUCGGCCCUUUUAUUCAGGGUUGCCAGAUUUCGGAAGCCGUCUUCCCAACAUUAAAAUUUUUUUUUUUUUUAAACUGGAGGUUUGUAUCAUAAGAAAAAUGUGAAGGAGUAUGUGGAUGACUAGGAGACUUUUUGAUUAGCAUGUUUAAGGACAGCUAAUCUGGCAACCUUGUUCGCGUGACCGAAUUCAAGGCCGACAGCAUGUAGCAAACAUUGGAGGACUGGAGGCGCCUGGCUUCAAGCGUUUUGUAAGCACGGUUAAAGUGUGGAGUUGUCCUGGCUUGAAUAUCCUUUCUAUACAGUGCCGCAUUGUGCCCACUCACUAUAGCCAUUCUUUUUGGUGGAUAAAUGACGUAACCAGCAUUCCCCCCGUGAAAUGCUGUAAGAUUUAUAAACAGGGUAGCUGGAACUGCGGUGGAGUUUUUGGGUUACGUGGCCCAGGACAAUCAAGAUGAAACUGUUCUUAUUUGUACGGAUAAAGUCACUGUUUGCCACUGUUGGUUCCUGUAUGUGGGAAUGCAAGACCAAUAAAAUGUUGAGAAGCACAGUUCUAUAAGAAUUUUA